CUGCUGAUUUCAUUACUCUUAACUUUUAAAGGCAGGUUUUGUAUCUGAGAGCAGGGACACUUGCUGUGUUCAGUGUGACUCGUCUCUGCAGAAGGUCAGGGCUCUGAUAGUUACAGUUAGUGGGUGACUUACUGGGCAGGUGGAUCCUGAGUGUCUGUUGCAGUCAGGGUUCAUUAUGGUCCUGGUUGCUACUGGAAAUAAAGAAACAAAAGGAGGGUGUGUUGUUCAGGAAGUACAGACUGUAGCUCAGCAGGUAGAAUUACUAACUGGAAGGUUGGAGGUUUGAUCCCUGGCUGCUCCAGUCUGCACGCCACGGUAUCCUUGGGCAAGAUAUGGAACCCCGACUUCCUCUCUGAUGCAUCCAUCAUAGUGUCAUUGUUAGAAAAAGAAGUGCUUGUGUGAAUGAAGCACGCUGUAUAAAAUGCUUUGACUGCUCAUAUAGAAAAGCAGCUUAUAAGAACUGGUUCAUUUUCCAGAUAAUUCCACUAUUAAGACAACAGACAUGUGGGAGGCUUUCUCCUGAGAGUCACACUGAAAGUCUUGCUGCUCCUCCACAAAAUGACACAGCUCAGCUAAACACAACUCAAACUAAUCUACACUAUUUUUCUUUAUUACACAGCAUUUUUAUAACUAUUUCCAGAUGUUUCUAAAGAUGAAAACAGAAUUAAACUCCAGCCUGAUCCGUUUCUGAGGUUCCUGACUCUGAACGUCCCUCAAACGCCUCUCUGAUCGUUUCCUUGCGUCGCUUUUACUUUCGCUUUCGUGAAUGUUGUGGCGCAGUUGAUCGUCUCCAUGUUAAGCAUGGAUCAGUGUGAGGACAGAGAGGAGGGAGUCCCUCCCUCUAAAAGCACUCUGUGUGGGGAACAUGAGAGCCAGACCAAAGCUCAGAGCCCAGAGCUGUGGGGCGUACCAGGCUCAGCUGGACAUAACCCUAAAACUAAUCCAGAACCUGGACCUGAACCCAGCUGUGUUUCCUUAAAGAGCAACGACUCAAAGGAUAUUAUUGUAAACUUUAACAAAAGACUGUUAUGUGACAAAGAGAUCAAUAAGAGGCCAGAAUCUCCUGGACCUGAACCCAGCUGUGUUUCCUUAAAGAGCAACAGGUCGAAGGAUGUUGGUGUUUACUUUAAAGUCUGUUCUUCUGCUGCUGAGAGAGUGGAGCAGGAGAGAGCAGAGGUUUCCACUGGUCAGUCUGCACAGCAACAUCAAACACACCUGGACUCUGUGGUUAUGCGGCUGGAGGAAAACAUCACCAUGUUUGUGAAGAAUGAGCUGAAGAACAUCCAGAAGGUUCUGAGUCCAGAUCACCCAGAGACUUUAAAGAGCCAGAUGGAGGAUGAGGAGAUGUUUGAAGGUGAGGAUGAAGAUGAAAGAAAGAGCUGCAGAGAAGCAUUUCUGAAGAUCACACUCCACUUCUUGAGGAGACUUAAGCAGCAUGAGAUGGCUGACCAUCUGCAGAGCAAAAUAUUUGCUCCACUCUGUAAACGUGAACUUAAAGCCCAACUGAAGAAGAAGUUCCAGUGUGUGUUUGAGGGCAUCGCUAAAGCAGGAAGCCCAACCCUUCUGAAUCAGAUCUACACAGAGCUCUACAUCACAGAGGGAGGGACUGCAGAGGUCAAUGAUGAACAUGAGGUCAGACAGAUUGAAACAGCAUCCAGGAAACCAGACAGACCAGAAACAACCAUCAGACAAGAAGACAUCUUUAAAGCCUCACCUGGAAGAGACGAACCAAUCAGAACAGUGCUGACAAAGGGAGUGGCUGGCAUUGGGAAAACAGUCUUAACACAGAAA
Molecule: messenger RNA, 1791 nt
Organism: Pelmatolapia mariae (spotted tilapia)
Lineage: Eukaryota; Metazoa; Chordata; Actinopteri; Cichliformes; Cichlidae
Exons: 7
Biological process (GO): intracellular signal transduction
Source: RefSeq, a predicted model, not a curated record